AUGGAUCAGAAAAGGAAAAGACUGUCUGGAAGCCAAUAUAAAAAGAAACGCUUAAAGAAAGAUGAAGAAGGAAGAAAGCUAAGCCAUGUCAUGAAAGAAUUCUUGGUCCCUAAGCCUCAGUCAGAAGCGUCUACAUCCACAUCAACAGCAACCUCUUCGGAUGUGGUGGACUCAUCAGUGCUGUCUGAAUCACCUCCUAAAGAAGUUGUUGAAGAAAGCCAAGAAAUCACACUCCCAGAAGAUUAUCAAGAGCAGGGUAGCAAUAGCAGUGAGUUCCAGCAAAUAGACAAGAUCUCUGAUCCUGCACUAUGGAAUAUUUUCUGCAUGUCAUCCAAAACUCGUCAGAUACUGGUUGAGAGAGGUCCACAUCAAGUUAAAGACCUGGAAUUUCCUAUCAACACAGGAAGGCGCAAAUUUUCACCCUCUCAUUAUUGCAAAGUAUUAAGCAAUGGUGAAAUUGUUGAGAGAAAUUGGUUGAUUUACUCUGUUACAACUGAUGCCGUUUUUUGCUUUUGCUGCAUAUUGUUUGAUAAUUCGUCUUCCCAUGAUUGGUCUAAAAAAGGUUAUUCUGACUGGAGAAAUCUUGUACGUGCGCUCACAAUGCACGAAAAGUCUGCAAAUCACAGAAACUCUUUCAGACAAUGGAAAGAAUUUGACACUCGUUUAAAAAAGAACCAAACUAUUGAUGCCGAAUAUCACAAAGUUAUGGAUUUGGAAAUUCAGCACUGGAGAGGAGUUCUAAAAAGAAUUAUUGCAAUAAUUAGACUAUUGGCUUCACAAUGCUUAGCCUUUCGAGGAACAAGUGAAUAUUUGUUUCAACCUAAUAACGGAAAUUUUCUAAAGCUGGUUGAAUUGCUUGCCGAGUUUGAUCCAGUUAUGGAAGAACAUGUCAGAAGAGUUCAACGAGAGUCUGAUAAAUG
Molecule: messenger RNA, 920 nt
Organism: Vollenhovia emeryi
Lineage: Eukaryota; Metazoa; Arthropoda; Insecta; Hymenoptera; Formicidae
Product: zinc finger MYM-type protein 5-like
Exons: 1
Source: RefSeq, a predicted model, not a curated record